Messenger RNA from Nothobranchius furzeri (turquoise killifish), 5230 nucleotides. It is a transcript of the gene antxr1c, whose product is annotated as ANTXR cell adhesion molecule 1c. Gene Ontology annotation, molecular function: transmembrane signaling receptor activity. The record is from RefSeq and is a predicted model, not a curated record. Gene Ontology annotation, cellular component: plasma membrane; cell surface. Lineage: Eukaryota; Metazoa; Chordata; Actinopteri; Cyprinodontiformes; Nothobranchiidae.
AAACCUGCUCCACUUCAGUCAAAUGUGUCCCACUGGACUCCCAGUUCUACCAGCGCUCUGCAGAUGCUCCAAACUUUUAAAGAACAAACCCAGCUCUAAGGAGGCUUCUCUCUCCAAACACACAUACCCAUUCAGUCUAUCGGAUUUUCUUUUUUUACUAAUUACUUUUUCCUGCUGAGAGCAAACUGAGACAACCAAGACAUCAUUUAGAAAUUCUCUCCCGCUUUCAUCGGCUAGAUCAUGGCUUUAAACUGAGAUUUAUGUCAAAGACACUCUUCUGUUUCUUCUAAGUAUCAUUGGGAUGUAAAAAAAAAAAGGACAGAAAGAGAAGGUUUUGUUAUCCACAAAGGAAAUAUCCUUUCCUCCAGAAGAGAAAAUACAGCCAGAUUUGUUCUGGACACCAUGCGUCUGCUUCUGGUUCUGGUUGGAUUACUUUUAUUUGCUUCUUCAGCCUUGCGAGCGGAGCCGGAGCCGAGGGAUGAAGAAGAGGAGGAGGAGAGCUCCUGUCACGGAGCGUUUGACCUGUAUUUUGUGCUUGAUAAGUCUGGCAGUGUGAGAGAUCACUGGGAUGAAAUAUAUUACUUUGUGGAGAAUUUAGCCGAGAAAUUUAAAAGUCCCAUGUUGAGGAUGUCCUUCAUAACAUUCAACGCCAGAUCUACUACCAUCAUGAAACUGACAGAGAACAGAGUGAACAUCAAAAAAGGUCUGAAUGCUCUGAAGAAAGAGAAACCUGGUGGAGACACAUUUAUGGGCCUUGGGCUGCAGAGUGCAAAUGAACAGAUUCAUAAGGAGAACUUUGGCACAGCCAGUGUGAUCAUUGCUCUGACAGAUGGAGAACUCCAGGACGAGCAGCUAAUUAGUGCACAACAACAGGCAGAGGAGGCCAGAUCUCUAGGAGCUAUUGUGUACUGUGUUGGUGUCAAAGAUUUCAACGAGACACAGCUGGCGACCAUUGCAGACACCGUGGAGCACGUGUUUCCGGUGCUGGGAGGCUUCCACGCCCUAAGAGGAGUCAUCGAUUCGAUCAUCAAGAAAUCCUGCAUUGAAAUUUUGGCAGCAGAGCCCUCAAGUGUCUGUGCAGGAGAAUCCUUUCAGGUGGUGGUCAGAGGGAAUGGAUUUCUCCAUGCUAGAAACAUCGACCAGGUGCUCUGCAGUUUCAAAAUCAACGACACCAUCACAGUCAAUGAAAAGCCGUCUGGUGUGGAAAACACAUUUUUACUGUGCACAGCCCCUGUCAUCGAUGAAGUUGGAAAGGUGAUUUAUCUCCAAGUGAGCAUGAACGAUGGUCUCUCUUUCAUCAGCAGCAAUGUCCACAUCACCACCACUGAAUGUUUUGAUGGGACCAUACUCCUGAUAACAUUGCUGGUGUUGUUCCUUUUGCUGGUCCUUCUCUUCAUGUGGUGGUUCUGGCCUCUGUGCUGCACUGUGGUGAUCAAAGAGCCACCUCCCCCUCCCCCACCUGAACCGGAGUCAGAUGAUGAUGACGGGCUGCCAAAGAAAAAGUGGCCAACUGUGGAUGCUUCGUAUUAUGGAGGAAGGGGAAUAGGAGGAAUCAAGAGAAUGGAGGUGCGUUGGGGGGGGAAGGGCUCGACCGAGGAGGGGGCUAAGCUGGAGAAGCCAAAGAAUGCUGUGGUGAAGAUGCCGGAACAGGAGUAUGAACCCUACGAACCCAAACCCAAGAAACCUCACAGCAGGAGGCCUCCUCAAAACAGGAAGUGGUACACACCUAUCCAGGGUAAACUGGAUGCCAUCUGGGCUCUGUUUCGCCGUGGGUAUGACCAGGUUUCUCUGAUGAGACCCCAGCCUGGUGACCACGGUCGAUGCAUCAACUUCACAAGAAUAAAAGAUGAGUCAGCAACAACCAAGCCUCCACCUCGCAGCCCCAACAACGCUCCUUCACCACCAGCCCCUGACUACCAUCCCACGUCCUUAACUCUUCCUCCCAGGUCACCCCCAAUGGGCCAACUCCCACCAGGACCACCACCAUCCCGUACACCCCCUGGACUUACCUGUCCUCCGCCAUCUCGUCCUCCACCCACCCUUCAACUCUGAUCCAAAAGACUAGCCCUCUCCCUCCGUCCCAGUGCGCCCACUCUCAUAUCACAUUGAUAUUACCCACCCUCCUCCCUACUUGACCAGUUUGAUUCUGAAGGCUGUGGUCAUAAGAUGUUGUCUGCCACCACAUGCAGAUGUUUGAAUAUCUCCUUGUUAAAUGUAACAGAACUUUGUGAGUUCUGUUAUUGUGCAUAUCUAAACGUAAACAGCAAAUCCUCAAAAAUCAGAAUUUUUUUUAAAGCAUCUGUAGUUUAACCUGGUAACAAACUCCAACAGACUGGGUUAGUCUGACUCUGUAAAUGCUGCUUUUGUUUUUGUCAUAACUCAGAGGGUUGUUGCUGGACAGCAACGCAUGUAUGAAACUACUAAGCUAGGUCAUUGUUACUGGCGUGAGAAGAGUAGGUUUUGCUGUGUUAAACAUCAGAAUGGCUUUGAUUAAUGUUCUGUUGGUAGAAACAUACAUUUAUUCUUUACUUGGUGCUGAGCAGCAAAUUGAACCAAUAAAUCUCAAUUAAUAAUUACAACAAUAAUAAUGCAGUUAUAUUAGAGGGUUUGAUGUGUGGAGCAUUGGGAGCAGAGUCAAAUGGAGGACAUUUUUACUGGUGUGAUGUUUUUAAUGGGUUUCUGGAUGUUUUUUCUUUUUGCCUUUGCUUGUAGUUAAAUUUUGGCCCUGUCACCACUACUUUGUUUUUUAUACAAAUAUUUGUUUCUUAUUUUAAAAGUGUGGAUCACUCGUUUUACGAUACAUUUGCAGUGUCUUUAGUAGGGGCAAAUGCCUUGUAAGUCGUACUCUGGGGAAACAAAGCUCUGGUGCACCAGUUUCAGGAACUAGCAGAUUGCCAGAUCAGAGCUGAGCUUCAGACGACAGGAUUUGGAGUCUUAUUUCCUGAUAUUUGGACAUCUUUCCUCUGAUUGGAUAACGGCAACACAACUCUCCCACUGACUCCAUUUGUUUUGCAACAUUGACGUUUUAUAUCCACUAAUAACACAAGCCUGGAGGAGUUCUGCUGUGUGGUGGAGUUGUUAAUGCUAACAGUUAGCUUCUACUAGCUGAGAUGUUCUCUGCUGUUUCCUGGGUGCUAAACCAACAACAACCUUCUUUGUUGUGAGUCAAGAUGGGUGAGUCCAUGAAUGUUAAGUGACAGUGUGACGUAGUUCUAACAGGAUGUUCUAAUCCUAGAGUUUUACUGUCUAUUUUCUAUCAGAAGCUAAUGCAGGAGAUAGGUGUAGGAGACUUUUUCAUGUUCCGUCUGCAUGAAAUCUCUGAGUGACUGAUUAUAAUCAGAAAUAUUUUAAAAAUUGGUUUUCAGUGAACCACACUUUUAAAUAAAAAAGAUCCAUCCACAUAUUUCUAACACGGAUGCUGAAAUUCUCAAUGAAAGAGGAUAAUUAGCUUGGAUAAAUAUUUACAUCUUGUGUUCAGCCAUCUUCUAAUGCAUAUCUGGAACAGCACAAUCUGACAAAGAGCAGGAUCUUCUUCUCCUGCUCCUCUGGGGGACUUCCUCUGGCCGGCAAUGAGGUAUAAUCUCUUCAGUGAGUCUUGGCUCUGCAACAUGAUGCAUCGUGUCUCUCUUAGAAGGUGUUCAGAAGAUAUACUAACCAAACCACCUGAACUGGUUCCAUGUUUUGAGAAAAUACUCUAGUCUGAGCCCCUUCCCCACUUCUAGAAGGGUUGUCCAGACCGAGAGUGAAGAAAACGCUUUUCAGAUGUUUGUACUCACAAUCUAAUUCUGUUGGCCCUCACAGAUCAUAGGUAAGGGCUGGAGUGUAAGGCGAUUAGUUCAUUGAGGGCUUUGUCCUUUGGUUUAGCUCCUCUUUUCAUGACAGACCUGUACUGCAACAACAUCCAGAUAAAUGCUGGCAGGGCCUUAAAUUACAGUAGUACAGCAGGGAGAAGAAGUAUUUGACUCAUCUGGAUUUUUAUCACUAAGGGUAUUUCUAAGUGGACAAUUGACUAAAUUUACACCAGAUGUUGUCAUCAAGCCAAAAAUUAAAUUCAUACAAAGACAUCAGAGCAUUUAAGUACACAAGUUGAGUCAUUAUAGUGAAAUGACACAGGCAUUAAGUACUGAACACACUUUAUUAAAUACUUUGUAGAAAAGCCUUUGUUGGUGAUUACGGCUUCUACACGCCUCUUGUGAGGAGAAACCAGUCAUCCGCGUUGCUCAGGACUGAUUCUGGACCAUUCUUCCACACAAACGCUCUUUAAAUCUUUAAAGUUUCUUGGGCCUCUUUUAUAAACGUUGAUCUUCAGUUCUCCAUAGAUUUCUAUGGGAUUUAGGUCAGGUGACUGACUGGGCCAUUCAAGCAACUUGAUUUUUUUCUUGAUUUCUUUCUUUUUGUUUCCUUGGUCUUGUGUUUGGGAUCAUUGUCUUGCUGAAAUGUCUACUCUCUCUUCAUUUUCAUCUUCCUGGUAGAUGGCAGCAGAUUCUUAUCCAGAAAGUCCCGGUACAUUUCUGUUCAUCCUGCCUUCAAUAAUAUGAAGUCUGCCAGGACCCCUUGGUGAAAAGCACCCCCACACCAUGAUGCUUCCACCCCCAAACGUAACUGUUGGUAUGGAGUUAUUGGGGUGGUGGGCAGUGUUGUGUGUAGGAUACAGCCAAAACGGUCCUUUUUGGUUUCAUCUGACCAUACUAUAGUCUCCCAGUAAUCCACAGGCUACUCCAAAUGCUGUUUUACGAACUGUAAACAAGCCUCAACAUGCUUUUUGUUCAAUAAUGGAGUCUUGUGUAGUGAGUGUGCAUGGAUGCCAUGGCGGUUCAGAGCAUUGCUUAGAGUUUGCUUUAACCCAUCAUGAAGUAUUUUCUGUAUGCUUCCUGGGUAACGAGAAGCCUUUAUAAGACAUCAAUUAGGACUAAAGCAGCUGAUAUCAGUUACUACUGAUAGGGGCGGGGUUUCUCUCUCAAUACUGGCAGAUUUCAGGUGAUCUCCUGGUUUUCUCUUUUGCACUUUGUUAUCUUCAUACGUUUAAUAUUUUUCCCUGUGUCUUUUCACUUUAUUACAAAUAAGUCAAUGAAUGGACUUAAAUGUUUAGAUGUAUUUGCAUAAAUUAAAUAUCUAGGUUGAUAUUGACAUGUGGUGGACAUUUUGUCAAUGGCUCACUAAACCCUUACUGAUGAAAAUGCUGAUGAGUCAAAUAUUUAUUCUCCCCGCUGUGUGUAAUGUUUUUGGGGGG